Molecule: messenger RNA, 2009 nt
Organism: Drosophila willistoni
Lineage: Eukaryota; Metazoa; Arthropoda; Insecta; Diptera; Drosophilidae
Product: glucose dehydrogenase [FAD, quinone]
Exons: 1
Coding region: 38-1942 (634 amino acids)
Molecular function (GO): flavin adenine dinucleotide binding; oxidoreductase activity, acting on CH-OH group of donors
Source: RefSeq, a predicted model, not a curated record
CUUUUGGCCAUUUCUGAACUUCAGUCGAUUGAUUACCAUGACUGCAGUCAAUACAUUUGUGACCAUGUGGCGGUUCCUGCUCACCUUGGGACCGUCCGCCAUGGUCAUUCUGAUGCUCAAUUCGGGCAUUCAAAACGAUAGACAAGACAUUGUGGAUGAGGAGCAUCGCGUGCGUUCAAUACAUAUUGAGAAUCUAAGACAGAGUUAUGACUUCAUUGUGGUUGGCGGUGGUUCGGCGGGGUGUGUGCUCGCCGCUCGCCUAUCGGAGAAUCCAGAGUGGAGCGUUUUGCUUUUGGAGGCCGGCGGCGAUGAGCCAGUGCUGAUUGAUUUGCCCCAGAUGUAUCCGGUGUUUCAGCGCAGUCCCUGGGAUUGGAAAUACUCGACAGAGCCAUCGGAUCGCUACUGUCUGGCCAUGGAGGAUCAACGUUGCUUCUGGCCCAGGGGUAAGGUACUUGGCGGCUGCAGUUCCAUCAAUGCCAUGAUGUAUGUGCGUGGCAAUCGGCGGGACUAUGAUCACUGGGCAGAGCUGGGCAAUCCGGGAUGGGAGUAUAACAAUGUCUUACAUUAUUUCCGCAAGACCGAAGAUAACCGAGUGCCAGGCUACGAGCAUAAUCCCUAUCAUGGCCAUGGCGGCCCCAUUUCAGUGGAACGCUAUCGAUUCCCCUCUCCGCUCUUGAACAUAUUCAUGCAGUCGGCCCGUGAAUUGGGCCUACAGCAUCCCGAUGGAGACUUCAAUGGACGCACUCAGACGGGUUUUGCCCCACCCCACGGCACCCUGCGCGAUGGUUUGCGUUGCAGUGCCAAUAAGGGCUACAUGCGACGCAGCUGGCAGAGACCGAAUCUCGAUAUUGUUCUCAAGGCAUUUGUGGAGCGUCUCAUUAUUGAUCCACAGACGAGACGAACUAUCGGCGUUAAAUUUGAAUACAAUCUACUCAAAUAUCAGGUGAGAGCCGACAGAGAAGUCAUUCUCUCGGCUGGCUCCUUGGCUAGCCCCCAACUGCUAAUGGUAAGCGGUGUGGGGCCACGGGAACAGCUUGAACCCUUGGGCAUUCCAGUUAUACAACAUUUGCCCGGAGUGGGUGGCAAUCUGCAGGAUCAUAUAUCAACCUCGGGAGCCAUCUAUACCUUCGAUAGUCAUCAGCCAGGCCAACACUUGUCUUUCAUUGUACCCGAAAUGCUGAAUGCUGAAUCUGUGCGAGCAUUCCUACAAGGCCGCGAUAGUUUCUUCUAUGCCAUGCCCGUGAGCGAGGUCAUGGGUUUCGCCAGCACUCGCUAUCAGAAUCCCCAGCUGGAUUGGCCCGAUGUUCAGUUAUUUAUGGGCAGCUAUGGCUAUGGUGCUGAUGGAGGCAUGAUCGGACGUCGUGGAGCCGCCAUCACUUUGGACAAUUUCGCUGAAACUUUUGAGCCACUGAUCUAUCAAGAUUCGUUUGUCAUUGCUCCACUGCUGAUGCGUCCACGAUCCAGAGGGUAUGUACAAUUGCAAUCACCAGACCCACGAAUCCAUCCCCGCAUCCAUGCCAACUACUAUGAUGAUCCUCACGACAUGGCCAUAAUGGUGGAGGGCCUUAAGCUGGCCCAUCGUCUGACCCAGACUCCGGUCAUGCAGGCCCUCAAUGCCACCCUGAAUAUCUAUGAGUGGCGCAAUUGCCCAGAGGUGGAGUAUCUCAGUGAUGCCUUCUGGGAGUGCAUUGCCCGUUACUACUCACAGACGAUCUAUCAUCCAGUGGGUACAUGCAAAAUGGCACCCGAUCACGAUCCGUCCGGAGUGGUCGAUCCGCGUCUACGAGUGCGUGGUCUUCGAAACCUGCGAGUGAUAGAUGCCAGCAUUAUGCCUACAAUUCCCACUGGCAACACCAAUGCCCCCACUCUAAUGCUGGCCGAGAGGGGUGCCGAUAUCAUUAAAGAGGAUUGGCUUCACUAUCCAAAUGGUGGCUGGUCAUAGAAUAUUUUUCAAAAUCCACACACCAAAAUAACCUGCCUAAAUAAAUAAUACCCAAAAUAAAACUAAA